Messenger RNA from Myripristis murdjan (pinecone soldierfish), 217 nucleotides. Its product is annotated as microsomal glutathione S-transferase 2-like. The coding region runs from base 53 to 217 and encodes 54 amino acids. Lineage: Eukaryota; Metazoa; Chordata; Actinopteri; Holocentriformes; Holocentridae. The record is from RefSeq and is a predicted model, not a curated record. The transcript is spliced from 2 exons.
AGUUUGAACAAACAGCAAGGAAGGAAAUAGAUCCUGUAUUUUCAGCAUUGCAAUGGCAACCGAGUCCCCUCUUCUGCUGGCUGCAGUGACCCUUCUGUCUGCCCUGCAAAUGGGCUACCUGGCCAGGCAAGUCGGAAAAUCCAGAAUCGCCCAUAAGAUCAUGCCGCCCAUCGUCACUGGACCGCCAGAGUUUGAGAGAACUUUCCGAGCACAGUAA